Rubroshorea leprosula is the source of this 1921-nucleotide messenger RNA. The record is from the annotation of a GenBank genome assembly. Lineage: Eukaryota; Viridiplantae; Streptophyta; Magnoliopsida; Malvales; Dipterocarpaceae.
AAAUCUCCACCACGCCUUACCUCAUCCAAAGAGAAAAUGGCGACUUCAUUCUUCCCUAUCUUAUCGUCUUCACCCUCCAUUUUCCUUUCCUCUUCGACAACUCUGAGACCACCACUACCCAUCCACCUCAAGAAGAGACUCAUCUCUUUCUGUGCAACAUCUCUCCACUCCCCGACAACUGAUCCCCCGCCGGAGGUCCAGACUUUCUGGAAAUGGCUUUCGGACCAGGGUGUCGUCUCUCCCAAGUCCCCCGUGAGGCCAGGAAUGGUCCCCGAAGGCCUAGGACUCGUUGCACAGAGAGACAUUUCGAGAAACGAGGUCGUCUUGGAGGUCCCUGCGCGGCUCUGGAUAAAUCAAGAUGCAGUUGCAGCUUCUGAGAUUGGGCACCUCUGUAGUGGGUUGAAGCCUUGGAUGGCCGUUGCCCUGUUCUUGAUCAGGGAGAAGUUACGAGAGGAUUCUUCGUGGCGGGUUUAUCUCGAUAUACUUCCGGAGUUCACAGACUCCACUGUGUUCUGGUCAGAAGAAGAACUAGCUGAGCUUCAAGGAACACAACUCUUGAGCACAACAUUGGGUGUGAAGGAAUAUUUGCAGAAUGAAUUCUUAAAAGUAGAAGAACAGAUCCUACUCCCCAACAAGCAACUCUUUCCAUCCCCGAUAACAUUGGAUGAUUUCUUAUGGGCAUUUGGGAUACUCCGAUCGAGGGCGUUUUCCCGCCUUCAUGGUCAAACUUUUGUCUUGGUACCUCUUGCAGAUUUGAUCAACCACAGCCCUAGCAUAACUUCAGAAGAUUAUGGAUGGGAGAUUAAAGGAGCUGGACUUUUUUUCUCCAGGGAUCUCCUGUUUUCUUUGCGAGCUCCUGUCUCUGUUAAAGCUGGUGAGCAGGUUUUGGUUCAGUAUGAUUUGGAUAAGAGUAAUGCCGAGUUAGCCCUGGAUUAUGGAUUUAUAGAGUCAAAGCCUGCUCGUAAUGCUUAUACUCUAACAUUAGAGAUACCAGAGUCAGACCCAUUCUUUGGAGAUAAGCUUGACAUUGCUGAAACAAAUGGUUUGGGCAAGACUGCAUAUUUUGACAUUUUUUUGGAUCACCCUCUCCCACCAGCAAUGCUUCCAUAUCUUAGGCUUGUAGCACUCGGGGGAACUGAUGCUUUCCUGUUGGAAUCUAUUUUUAGAAACACAAUUUGGGGCCACCUCGAGUUGCCCAUGAGCCGUGCCAAUGAAGAGCUCAUAUGCCGAGUUGUCCUAGAUGCCUGCAAAUCUGCUCUUUCUGGCUAUCAUACCACGGUUAAAGAGGAUGAACAGCUGAUAGCUGGAGGAAAUCUCAAUCCAAGGCUUGCAAUAGCAGUAGGAAUGAGAUCAGGGGAGAAGAAAGUCUUGCAGAAAAUUGAGGGGAUUUUUGAGAAAAGGCAAUCAGAACUAGACGAGUUUGAAUAUUAUCAAGAAAGGAGGCUUAGAGAACUUGGUCUUGUUGGGGAGCAAGGUGAAAUCAUAUUUUGGGAAUCCAAUUAGGUCAAGCCAAUUUCUUCAAUCAUAAGCAUGUUGCCGUGCACCACUUUAAAGUACAGCCAGAAGAGAAGGGUGUUACAUCCAUGCUAACACCUAAUGGUUAUAUGUGUGUUUUUUCCACAGAUGAUUCAUGCUGCCCAGUUCAUCAUGAUGACUACUUUUCUCCAUAGCCAUAUUUUCUCCAUUAGGCCAUUUAUAUGCAACCUCUUCUUCAAAACAUUGUAAGAGUAGAGGAUUUAUCUUCUCAAUAACAAUGACUAAUGCUGCUUGCGGCUUCGCUUUUAUUUUUGGUAAUGGCUUAGGGCCUGGUGUUAUACACAUUAGAUGUGGACUGUUUUUGAAGGAAGGUUUAAUGUUUUAAUUUUGUUCCUAAACUUUGUCUCAAUGCACUUUUUGGGUCAUUGAGGAAUAUUCUACACUU